Messenger RNA from Psammomys obesus (fat sand rat), 1845 nucleotides. It is a transcript of the gene Lrrc46, whose product is annotated as leucine rich repeat containing 46. The record is from RefSeq and is a predicted model, not a curated record. Gene Ontology annotation, molecular function: protein binding. The transcript has 8 exons. Bases 289 to 1260 code for a protein of 323 amino acids. Lineage: Eukaryota; Metazoa; Chordata; Mammalia; Rodentia; Muridae.
UCCUAGCAACGGCGCGAGAGGUCGAGGAAUCGUUCUUCUCUUUCCAGUCCUUUCAGUUUAAGGCCAGUAAAGCCACGCCACGCACUUGUGACUCCAGAUCCUUCCCUCCGAUUUACCCGUAUCUUCCACCGCACCCCAGAAAAAUUGGCUCUGAACUAACCAACCCCCGUCCCUGCCCUCUCGGUCUUCCCUCCAACCUAGGUUCAGUCAUCCAUCCCAACCGGCCGUCUGAGCUUCUCUGUUCCUCUUCGUCCACCAGCCUCAAGCAGCCGCUGUUUGUUCUAGGUCAUGCCAGGAGAUGAGGAGGAAGCUGAGAAUGCUUCCGAAACUCCAGAGGAAAAGGGAGUCUGCAUUACUGAAGACCUUAUCACCAAGCGGAACUUGACCUUCCCUGAGGAUGAGGACCUGUCAGAAAAGAUGUUUCAGACUCUUGACGAACUGGAGACGGUCCGCCUGGAUCGGGAAGGGAUUACUUCCAUUGGGAACUUAGAGAGCCUCCGCAAUAUUCACAGCCUCUACCUGCAGUCGAAUAAGAUCCAGCGAAUUGAGAACCUGGCAUGCAUCGCCUCCCUGCGCUUUCUGUCUCUGGCAGGAAACCAAAUCAAGCAGGUGGAAAACCUCCUUGACCUCCAGUACCUCCAGUUUCUGGACCUUUCUGAGAACCUGAUAGAAACGCUAAAGCUAGAUGAGCUCCCCCAGAGCCUUCUCAUUCUCAACCUGUGUGGAAACCCCUGUACCAACCAGGACGGCUACAGGAAGAUGGUGAUAGAAGCCCUGCCACUGCUCCUGGACCUGGACAAGCAGCCUAUCAUGGAGCGUUGGACCUCAGACGAGGACAAAUCCUCAGAUGAGGAGGAGGAAUUUCCGGAGCUGAGUGGCCCCUUCUGUGCAGACCGAGGAUUCUUCAAGGACUUGGACCAGGAAAUGCAGCAGCAUCAGGAAUGCAGGCAGCGGGCGGUCCUGGCAGAGCACUUGUCAAGGAUGGAGACACAGCCUGUCCUCACAGACCUGCCCCUGCUGCCCACGGCACCCAUGGCCGGGGACUGCAGCCCUGCUGUCGCUGCACAGCCUGAGGAGGAGUCACCCCCUAAGGCUGCCUCCCCAACCCCGGCUGCCUCCUCUACCAAGAAACAGGUUCCCAGGAGCCAGAAAAGCUCUGGCCACACAAGGAAGGAGGCUCCAGCAGCCACAGCCCCCAAGACCUCUUCAGCUGUAGGCCUCAGCAAGACAAAAACCACAACCAAAAGAAGCACAAAGUAAUGCAGCGCCUCUGUGCACUCGCCCUUCUUCUCAGGCCCGCACCUGUGGCAGGGGCCCCACUCCCAAUAAAGUGCCUCUGGGUUUGGAAUGCUUUUCAUGUCACAUGGAGAAAGUCAAGGAAAGGAAUCAGAACCAGAAACCCAAACCCCAGUCCCCCAAAGCAGCUUACUCUUUCAGGAAUAACCCAAAGGGCUGGCAUCUCUCUGUACCUCAAGUGAGCCAGGAGUGGGACUGCCUCACAGAGGUAUAGCUGUCUCAUGUUGAGAGGGCUUUGUGGCCUGUAAAGACAGUGUCUCACUGUGUAACCCUGGAUGGCUUAGGACUCUCAGAUAUCCCCCUGCCUCUGCCCCCUGAGUAAUUUGGUUAAAGACACACCACCAUGCAGUCCAAGCUAAGGACUAAAACCUUGGGAAUCCUUAGUGUCCCCAGAUAGCAGCCAGCUACCUAGUGAAGCAUGAUCUUGGGUCUUCAUGAAACCACCACCACCACCACACGAAUUAGGUCCUAUCACGCACACCAUUAGGAUUUAUAGCUUGGCAUCAAAGGUCUAGCAACCAGCCUGCUGGGAACUGUCCUUUGCAUUGG